Molecule: messenger RNA, 8505 nt
Organism: Corythoichthys intestinalis (scribbled pipefish)
Lineage: Eukaryota; Metazoa; Chordata; Actinopteri; Syngnathiformes; Syngnathidae
Product: guanine nucleotide-binding protein G(q) subunit alpha-like
Exons: 8
Coding region: 417-1496 (359 amino acids)
Biological process (GO): phospholipase C-activating dopamine receptor signaling pathway; action potential; adenylate cyclase-modulating G protein-coupled receptor signaling pathway
Cellular component (GO): heterotrimeric G-protein complex
Molecular function (GO): GTPase activity; G protein-coupled receptor binding; GTPase activator activity
Source: RefSeq, a predicted model, not a curated record
ACCGGAAACGAGAUACACUAAUGUAAUAGACGAGAACCCACACGCUUUCCCAUCACCGGAGAGAGAGCAAGAGCGAGGAGCAGUCCCUUCUUCUCCCCGUCACAUGCGCCAUCCACGCAGAGCUCAGUGAACCAUCGCACACUGGCUGCAGGGGGGUCACCGCGGUGGGGACGAAGACCCAAACCCCGCAUUCUAGUCCCCAAAGUCGGCUGUGGAGUUUGUUGUCUCCUUCCUCGACAAGACUAAAACUUUUCGUCGUCUUUUGAAGUUUGAAAACAAAUGUUUCAUGGGAACAUGAAGUGAAACUCCGCCAUAUUCAGCACAACCACCACGCCCGCCGAGAGUCCUAAAACUUGGCUCAACAUUUAAAAGGAAAAGCUACGUACUAAGGGAGGCGACGCCUAAAGCCGGGUACGAUGACACUGAUGGCUGCGGGGGCUUGCUGCCUCAGCCCGGAGGCCAAAGAGGCUCGGAGGAUCAACGACGAGAUCGAGAGGCAGCUACGCCGCGACAAGAGGGACUCGAAGCGGGAAUACAAGCUGCUCCUGCUCGGGACUGGUGAAAGCGGCAAGAGCACCUUCAUCAAGCAAAUGAGGAUCAUCCACGGCCGAGGCUACUCUGACGAGGAUAAGCGGGCCUUUACCAGGCUGGUGUACCAGAACAUCUUCACUGCCAUGCAGGCCAUGAUCCAAGCCAUGAAGACACUGCAGAUCCCAUACAAGUACCACUACAACACGGCCAAUGCCGACAUUGUCUGCGAGGUGAACGUAGAGACCGUGACGAUGUUUACAAAAGUGUAUGAAGACGCCAUCAGGAGCCUGUGGGCUGACCCGGGGAUCCAGGAAUGUUACAGUCGCAAGAGAGAAUACCAGCUCUCGGACUCAGCUAAAUACUACUUGAAUGACUUGGACCGCAUAGCGGAUGCCGCGUACCUGCCGUCACAACAGGACGUGCUGCGGGUCAGGGUGCCCACCACAGGUAUCAUCGAGUACCCCUUCGACCUCGAGAACAUGGUGUUCAGGAUGGUGGAUGUGGGCGGGCAGCGUUCGGAGAGGAGAAAGUGGAUCCACUGUUUCGAGAAGGUCACAUCCAUCAUGUUUCUGGUGGCACUUAGCGAGUACGACCAAGUUCUGGUGGAGUCGGCACACGAGAAUCGCAUGGAGGAGAGCAUGGCCUUGUUUCGGACAAUCAUCUCCUACAAGUGGUUUGAAAAGUCCUCGAUUAUCUUGUUCCUCAACAAGAUUGAUUUGCUGGAGGAGAAAAUCAUGCACUCGCAUUUGGUCGACUACUUUCCUGAAUAUAAUGGUCCGCAGCGGGACGUGAAGGCGGGCCAGGAGUUUAUCCUGAACAUGUUCGUCAACCUUCACCCUGACCGAACAAAGCUGAUCUACUACCACUUCACAUGUGCCACCGACACAGACAACAUCCGCUUCGUCUUCCACGCUGUAAAAGACCAUAUCCUGCAGGGCAACCUCGAAGACUAUAACCUGGUGUGAAGCUGCGGUAAGGUGUCGGUAGAGGAAUGCCCGAAAAGCUUCAAUUUUGACCACUAUGAUGCAAGACGGCUGCAAUGGCACAGCCAAUGAUGGUACUACUGAUGUUUUCAAACCUUGGAUCACCUAAUUGCUGUCUGAGUGGAUGAAGCUUAGAGAAUCUCACUGUGCUGCGAUCAGUGGAUGACUGCGCGCGGACACACAAGCACACAUUUUUGCACGGUUGUGAUUCGUUCACACUUUGAAGUGAGAAUCCCCAUUAUAGCUCGUGCAUGCCUUUGAACGGAAGCCAGUAUGGAAAGCCAGUUGAGCAUUGAUUUGAUAUUCUUGCUAUCUAACUCAAGGUACUGGUAUGUUCUUUUUCCUCACUUGCAAGACAAUUCAGCAUACUAGUUGAAUGACUGCUGCAAAUUAGUUAACUGUGUAUUACUUAUCCGCAUCGGCCUUCCUCUACUAGUUUUUUUCUGCACACUCGUAGGACAACUCUGGAAACUAAACUGUUAAAAAAAAUUUUUUUUUAAAGUUUAAUUUAUAGUAAAAUACUGGCAGCUGUGGUUUCCAGAAUUUUACCGUUUGAAAAAACAGAACUGUAACUGUAAAUUUUACGGCAGAUUUUUCUUUUAAAAACUAAAACUCUUAGUCAAAAAUGUAAUAUACAGUGGUUCCUCGACAAAUGAUCGCUUUGACACACGAUCUUUUCGACAUCCGACAUAAAAAAAUUAACUCGCCAUUUGUUUCUACAUCCGAUGACAUGCUCGAAAUACGAUGAUUUAUGACAGCGCCGCAGUUCCUUUGUUUUCCCGCAAGACGGACGAACGGCGGAUUUUCUUGUGUGAGAAAUCAACAUGGGUUCCAAGAAAGUUAUUGCAGUUGGUGAGAAAAUCAUUGAAAUGAAGAUGGAAAUGAUAGAAAAUAUGAGCGUGACGUGCUUGUCCAUGAAUUGGCUCGACAAUACGGCCGUAGAAUGUCUACGAUCUCGAUGGUCCUCCUCUGACCUCCGUUCGCCAGUCUUUAUAAGUUAAGGUGACAAUUAUUGUAACAUCGGCAAGAAAGUCGCCAGUUUGGUCAGGUUUUUCAUCAUUUAUUUAUUUAUGCAGCACAACACGCCUACUGUCCCCCGAAAUAUACGCCAAAACAGCCGGGCAUUAAAAGUGAAAGUUAUAUCUCUUCCGCACUUAUCUCACUGUGACAUCAGGCUCACGGUGUGUUCAGGUACAGCACGCAAAACACACCCGCCACAUAAUUAGAACCCGAUUUGCUACAUUAUUACAGGAAUUAUUAUUAUAUUAUUACUCCGAUUUUUAUUUACAAUUUAUUUGUUCUGCUAUGUGUAAUUGCCAUUUGUCAUGGUACCAGCAGUAUUUAUUAAGGAUUUAGUGUAGGUUUUUUGGCUGUGGAAUGAAUUAAUGGAAUUAUAAUGUAUUCUUAUUGGAAAAUCCUGCUCGACAUACGACCAUUUCGACUUGCAAACAAGGUCCUGGAACAAAUUAACUUCGUAUGUCAGGUACCACUGUGUUCUCAUAAAAUUAGCAUAUUUUGAUAAAGUUCAUUGUUUUCUCUAAUGUACUGAUUACAUUUGAAACAUUAGACUUUCAUAUAUUUUAGAUUCAUUACACACAACUGAAGUAAUUCAAGCCUUUUAUCGUUUUAGUAUUGAUGAUUUUGGCAAAAAAAGUCAAGAAAAAACAAAAAUCCCUAUCUAAAAAAAAAAAGCAUAUCAUGAAAAAGUACUCCAAAGAAGCUACUAACCUAAUCAUCUGAAUCCACCAAUUAACUCAAAACCCCUGCAAAAGAUUCCUGUGUCUUUUAAAAACUCCCAGCCUGGUUCAUUACUCACAACCGCAAUCAUGGGCAAGACUGCCGACUUGACUGCUGUCCAGAAGGCCAUCAUUGACACCCUCAGGCAAAAAGCUAAGACACAGAAAGAAAUUUCUGAGCGAAUAGGCUGUUCCCAGCGUGCUGUAUCAAGGCACCUCAGUGGAAAGUCUGUGGGAAGGGAAAAAGUGUGGCAGGAAACGCUGCACAACCAGAAGAGGUGACCGCACCCUGAGAAAGAUUGUGGAGAAGGGCCGAUUCCAGACCUUGGUGGUCCAAAGUACUUUUUUCAGAUGUAAGCAAAUUUUGCAUAUCAUUCGGAAAUCAAGGUGCCAAAGUUUGGAGGAAGACUGGGGAGAAGGAAAUUCCAAAAUGCCUGAAGUCCGGUGUCAAGUACCCACAGUCAGUGAUGGUCUGGGGUGCCAUGUCAUCUGCUGGUGUUGUUCUACUGUGUUUUAUCAAGGGCAGGGUCAAUGCAGCUAGCUAUCACAAGGUUUUGGAGCACUUCAUCCUUCCAUCUGCUGAAAAGCUUUUAUGGAGAUGAAGAUUUCAUUUUUCAGCACGACCUGGCACCUGCUCACAGUGCCAAAACCACUGGCAAAUGAUUUACUGACCAUAGCAUUACUGUGCUCAAUUAGUCUGCCAACUCUCCUGACCUGAACCCCAUAGAGAAUCUGUGGGAUAUUGUGAAGAGGAAGUUGAGAGACACCAAACCCAACACCGUGGAUGAGCUUAAGGCUGCUAUCGAAGCAUCCUGGGCCUCCAUAACACCUCAGCAGUACCACAGGCUGAUUGCCGCCAUGCCACGCCGCAUUGAAGCAGUCAUUUCUGCAAAAGGAUUCCCGACCAAGUAUUGCGUGCAUAGCUGAUAUAAUUAAUUAAGGGUUGACUUUUUUUUGUGUAUUAAAAAACACUUUUUUUGUAUUGGUCGGAUAAAAUAUGCUAAUUUUUUUAGAUAGGGAUUUUUUGUUUUUCUUGUCUUUUUUUUGCCACAAUCAUCAAUAUUAAAACAACAAAAGGCUUGAACUACUUCAGUUGUGUGUAAUGAAUCUAAAAUAUAUGAAAGUCUAAUGUUUAUCAGUACAUUACAAAACUUCAUCAUAAUAUGCUAAUUUUUUGAGAAGGACUGCUAUAUUUUUUUUCUACAAAACUGGGAUCCCGUACCUUUGCUCAUUCUCCUCCCUCUCCAACUGGGAUUCAAACCUAUACCCUCAUCUUAGCAGUCAAGCGUGCUGACUACUUAGCUAUGGAGUCUUGUGUGUGUAGAAGGUGAUGAAAACCGUACUCCCUGAGAACUUAAAAGCCUGAGCUGAUGGCUGAACUGGACUAUAAUCAAUCAGACUGAUAAUCCAUGUACACUUUUUACAGUCAUUUGCUGUAAACCAUUUAAAAUGUAGUUCUUUUUAUGAAUGAACCAAUCAGAACUGCCGCUAUUUUACCAUAAAUUAUUUUUUUUUCGUUUACAAUGUAUGACAACUACAGGCUACUAAGUGAAACUGCACUAUUUGACAUCUGACAUGGUAAAUGGAGCGUACUUGUAUAGCGCAUUUAUCAACAUAUUUUUAACCUGCUCAAAGCGCUAUACAUUAGCACACGUUUACCCUUUCACGCACCAAUGGUGCUGGUGCCAUCCCAUUGGGGAGCAAAUUAGGGCUCAGUGCUUUGCCCAAGGGCACUUGUAGCCAGGAAUUGAACCGCUGACCCUUUGAUCCCAGAACAACUCGAGCUACCAACUGCGCCACGGCCACCUAAGCACUAUCUGUGAAUGAGUAGUAUUGUUUAAUGUAUAAUGUCAAUUGUAUAAAUAGCACACAGUUGUUAGGUAGUGCAGUUUUGCAUCACUAGUAUUUUAAAUACUUUUAUGCCAAAACUGUUCUUCAUGUGAGGACAAAGAUAUCAAGGAAUUGUGCUAAAUGCUUGACGGCUUUGUGAGAUAGUUUCGGAAAGAACAUCUAUUCGCUGUACUUACUGUAAUUUUUGGACUAUAAUGUUAACCUGACUGUAAGCCGCACCCAUCAAAUUGUAACAACAAAAGUGUAUUUGUUCAUAUAUACUGUAAGCUGAAAGUUCCCUUAUUGUAUUACAGGAUAUUUACAUCAAAAUACAUGCAGCUCCUUAGUGUUUAAAUAUCCAUAUAUAAACAAACUGAACUGUAAACUUCAGGGUUUAAAGUGGGCAAACAAGGUAGUGGUGUAUAGUCUGAAAAUUACGGUAAUACCACAAAGCAAAAAAAAAAAAAAAAAGGCAUUAUUAAUGGAAUUGUCGUACUAGUGAGGGAAAAUAGCGAAUUAAAACAUGCUUCAUCGCAAGACAUAGUGAAUAUUGAAAAUAUUCUGAAAUACUUCAAAAUCAAAAUCUAUGGAAACAGCUGUUGAAGCAUGUACUCGAUUCAAGAAUAUCAAAUAUGAUAACCUUGAGGUUCUGCAUGAGGUCAUACUAGUUAGUAGGCCGAAAGUGCCUGGCACUACUAGUGGGGGAUAAACAUGACUAAUAAAACACACUUGUUCUACUCAAUUAGCUUUCCAAAAGCCAGUGGAUUUCAACACUAAUUGCACAUUUUUACAAUACUUUUGAAGCCUUCACACAUUUGCACACUUAAGUAACAUCGUGUCACCAUUUAGGAAUACUUCACGUGAGUUGGCUUUUCUUGUUGUUGUUUUUGUGUGUGCAUGGCAUGUACAUUUGCAUUUACCACACUGAAAAGACAGGGAAAAAUACUAACAUUCUGAGAAAACAGUUGUAAUGUUGCGGGAAUAAUCAUGUUCCGAUAAAAAAGUUUUAAUUUUUCUGAGGAGUAAUAUAACAGCAUUUUUGGGCUGAAUUUGUGAGGAAUCUAAAAAAAAAAAAAAUUAUUUUUGGAGCAGUCCAACUUUAUUCUUGUAAAAUUCUAAAUGUUUUCACUUUUCCGUGUAGUAUUAUGGCUCCUUCUUGAAGAAUUAGGACUCUUAUUUCCCCUAAAAUUGCAUUGUCGUAAAAUUGUGAAAACAUCACUGUAACAUUUCAUUAUCGUUUGUUAAAAAAAAAAAAAGUCACCAACAACAACAAAGUUGUUCUAUUAUGGAAUAAUAGAAACACAAGAUUUUUUUACCUUUACAUGAGAAACUUAAAAGUUUAUUCAUGUAAAUUUGUAAUUUUCCUCUUCUUCAAAUUACUAAUUAAUCGUUUAGUGACUUUUCUGUCAUAGAAAUGUAGCUUUUUUAACAUUCUAAAGAAGAAAUGUUGCUUUGUCAAAAGUUUACCACUAAAUUUUGUCAAAAUUCACCACUUACAGCUUUUCCCACCAGUUGUUGCAUGAAAAUACAUUUGCUGUGGUUCAACUACAAGACCAUAAAGAAAGUGCAUCAGACACAUUUUUUAAACAGUUAUUGGAAUAUUGCCAUUUUAAGGACAUUGUUCUUAAAUUUACUGAUAAUUUUAGACUAAGGCAAUGGUAACGCUGCAGGUUUAUUCCAAUUUAUUUAUUUUUUGGGCUAAAUGUGACACGUAUUAGAUUUUUUUCAUUCAAUGUGAAGUCUAACAUUGACAUUUCGUUAAAGUAUUGAAUUUUGUGUGCAUGCACGUCACUUCACGGAUGCAUUCGCUUUACAUUAGUAGGCACAUUUGUGUUUCUAAUGUAAACGAAUACAUUUUAAAAAAUGAUUUCGCUAAAACAAUUUUGGCAUCUACAGAGUGUGAACCUAACUUAACAAUCUCACAUCGUUCUAAAGUAACUACUGUUUUUAAUCAUUAAAUAACUUUUGUUGGAAAAUUAAGAUUAUAUUUUUUCGGAACUUGCAUUUGUUUUGUCUUAAAAUUACAUUAUGACUGUUUUUAUCACAUAUUAUUUUCAAAAAGUACCAGUUUUGUAUACUUUCCACUGUUAUUUUAUAGAAUUCUGACUGUAUUGUCCAAGACAAUACACUAAACUACAAGUUUUUGGUGUAAAAUUGAACUUUUUCAUUUAACUUAGACUAUUCUCGUAAGAAUUACAACUUUAUUUUUGUAAAGUCAAGUCUCAUUCUGACUAUAAUUUUUUUAGCCUUACAACUUUGGGACAAAAUAUUCAUAAAAGCAUGCCUUUUUCCUUGUACUGUAUGUCGAUGAAGACUUUUUUUUAAUGUACGCAUUUCUGUUUUUACAACUUUAUUCUUGGAACGUUUUAACAUUUCAGUUUGUCCCUCACAGUCCAGUUUUGUGCACAUCUACAUAUUUCAAAGGGAAUCCAGCAACAUUAGCAUUUCUCACGGUUUUUCAUGUGUCUUUUCUUUAUUCUUUUGUACAAUUUGGUGAUUGUAUCAAGCUGCAAUUGUGUUGUUCGUAUAGAAGUGGGCCAGUGGUUUAUUUAAAUGCGCACUAUAAAUAUGACACGGUACGGCGAUCACAGUUGCGAAGAGGCUAAGUGCCGAGAGAAAAGUGUGUUAAAUAACCUCUCGGGCGUUAAAUGAGUGUGGUCUUGAUCUCAGUUGAAGUGCUGUUCAAAUUGUUGGACUAAAUGAAUAAAAGCCUAAUUAUAGCAGAUGGGUUACACCACUGUUUACAUGACCUCUUGUCUUCUUAUUAAAAAUAAUUGCAGUCUAAUUUAUGCUUGAAUUUCACUCACUGCAAAUUAUGUUUUAUGCAGCAUCCUUGCGUGUGUGUGUGCGCGCGUGUGUUUGGAUGUGAUUAGUUGAAUAAAGUAAAAAAUGUUUACUGAGGGUUUGUGUCUUGGUGUUUUUACAAACUGCAGCAUUAGACUUCACUAGCAUAGAUUGUUUAUUCUUGUUGCGCGCUAAGAUUUUAGUCUGGCAGGCCACUUGUGGCUCAAUUUUAAAAUAAAGCACGAGUAUUUGAUUAAAACAUUGUGGAGCUCACUAAAUUUAACAAAGGUUUUUAGCCUCAUUUUAGUUCGCAGAACAAGUCAGGCUCCCUUUCUUUGUGUUGUAUAAGCGAAAUACGAUUCAAGUAAACAGAACACACAAGCAGGUCAUGAAUUCACCAACGACUGUAUUAUCGGACUAUAAGUCACUUUUUUGGGGGGAAAUUUACUUGAUAAAAUCCAACACAUAGAAUAGAAGUCAUCUUGAAAGGCAAUUUAAUUAGGGCUGUCAAAAUUAUCGCGUUAAUGGGCGGUAAUUAAUUUUUUAAAUUAAUCACAUUAAAAUAUUUGAUGCAAUUAACGCACAUGCCCCGCUCAAACAGAUUAAAAUGACAGCAGAGUGUAAUGUCCGCUUGUUACUUG